This is a messenger RNA of Brugia pahangi, 234 nucleotides long. The record is from the annotation of a GenBank genome assembly. Lineage: Eukaryota; Metazoa; Nematoda; Chromadorea; Rhabditida; Onchocercidae.
AUGGUUGAAAAUAAUUUGAAAUUCUAUCCAAGUAUCAUUAUAACUGAUUUCAUCCUGUUGAUGAUUAUACCAAUAAAUAGCAUCAACAGUAAUGUAAACAAGAAAAUAGUAUCAAGAAAAAUGAUGGAACAAUCGGAAAUAUUAUCAGUGAAUCGUUCAAAACGUUUUUGGACUGAUGCACAACCACUGAAACGACACUAUCCGGAUUUUGAUGAUGAUCAGGCAGAUUGUUAA